Cryptomeria japonica (Japanese cedar) is the source of this 1448-nucleotide messenger RNA. Its product is annotated as glucan endo-1,3-beta-glucosidase. Gene Ontology annotation, cellular component: plasma membrane. Gene Ontology annotation, molecular function: hydrolase activity, hydrolyzing O-glycosyl compounds. The transcript has 2 exons. Bases 80 to 1135 code for a protein of 351 amino acids. Lineage: Eukaryota; Viridiplantae; Streptophyta; Pinopsida; Cupressales; Cupressaceae. The record is from RefSeq and is a predicted model, not a curated record. Gene Ontology annotation, biological process: carbohydrate metabolic process.
UGGCACAUUUUGCCUAUAAAAUAGCUUACACUCUUGUCUGCUACUCCGUCGCCUUCAUCUCUUCUUUGGCGUGGUACUAAUGGGGCAAAGUAAAGAGCGUAUGAAGAUUACCUUGAUUGCAUGUAUAUUCAUCCUCUGCGUCUCAAUCGAGGGAGAUGCUGAGAAAAUAGGAGUUAACAACGGCCUGCUGGGAGACAAUUUGCCUCCCCAAGAGGAGGUGGUGAGUUUGAUGAAGAUGAACAACAUUGGGAAAUAUAGGAUUUACAAACAAGAGCCCACUGUAUUCAAGGCCUUUGCGAAUUCGGACAUUGAAAUAAUUGUGGGCGUGGCUAAUUUCGACCUGCAGAGGAUCUCGUCGGACGAGAAGGAAGCAAUGAAGUGGGUGGCUGAGUACGUAAAGCCCUACUUUCCUGCAACCAACAUCAAAUACAUUGCUGUGGGAAACGAAGUGUUGGGUAAGGCAGAGACUGCCAAAUAUGUAGGAUAUCUUCUUCCGGCCAUGAUAAACAUCCAAAACGCUCUUCAGAAGGCCAAUUUGCAGGAUAAAAUCAAGGUCUCCACAGCACUGGCGGCGAGGGACCUUAUAGAGGCCCUAUCAUUUCAGGCUCCUUCAAAGGGAACCUUCACUGAAAAAGUUGAGAACGAUACUAGCGCUGUUCUCAAAUUUCUUGAGCAUAGCCGUUCCCCCUUCUUGGCCAAUGUGUUCCCCUUUUUCAUUUACAAUAGCAGCAGGGAUUCCUAUAGCUUAGAUUAUGCCCUCUUCAAACCCACGGCUCCUGUAGUGAAGGACGGGAAUAAGAUUUACAAGAACUUGUUUGACGCCAUGAUUGAUACUCUGUACUCUGCAAUGGAAUCCAUGGGGUAUUCCAACAUACCCAUUGUUGUUACUGCUACUGGAUGGCCCUCAAAGGGAAACGAUGUGGCUACCAUACAGAAUGCAAAGUCUUACAACAACAAUCUUAUUAAACAUGUACUCUCAAAGGCAGGAACGCCAAAGAGGCCUGGACAGAGCCCAGAGACUUGCAUCUUUGCUCUGUUUAAUGAGAACCAGAAGCCUGGAGAUGAGACUGAGCGCAACUUUGGGCUAUUCUACCCUAACAAGAAGCCUGUUUACCCUGUUCAAUUUUCUGUCUAGCUAAGCUCUGUAUUCCAUGUGUUUAGUACAUAAAUAACAGUUGUAUAUUUACGCCUCUGAAUAAAGACCUCUAAACAUUGUUACCAUUCAUGUUGGUCAACUUCACUUUUCUAGUAAUUAGAUUAUUUUUGUUUGAGGGUUUUAUAAGAUUUGAAUCUCUUCAGUUAAGAGUCAAUGACGGAAGGGUCUCUAUUCUACCAAAGUCGUUUGUCGCAUAAACUCAGCUUCAUUCUUUCAGCUAUCAAUGAGCCUUGCACUCAGCAAGACUUGAGCUUUGAUGGGCCCAUUCAGAAUCAUUCAACUUCACCAAUAG